Ochotona princeps (American pika) is the source of this 1795-nucleotide messenger RNA. RefSeq names its product carboxypeptidase A5 (gene CPA5). Lineage: Eukaryota; Metazoa; Chordata; Mammalia; Lagomorpha; Ochotonidae. The record is from RefSeq and is a predicted model, not a curated record. Bases 437 to 1744 code for a protein of 435 amino acids. Gene Ontology annotation, molecular function: metallocarboxypeptidase activity; zinc ion binding. The transcript is spliced from 13 exons. Gene Ontology annotation, biological process: proteolysis.
UCCCCUCGUUUUCCUUUGACAAUUCUGAGCUCUUGUUUCUUAGCGCAUUCUUCUACUCACGUUGUUACUAAGUCUGAAUGUUGCUUGGGUGGAAAGUGUAACUACUUUCUUUUCUGGGUCCUUAAACCCUCUGUUGAUGUUCCUGUCUGAGCAUGCCCAGAGCCAGGGUUCUAGGAGGGUUGGGCGCCUCUGAACAGCUGAACCAUGAAAUAAUGGAGUAGGGCCGGAGGGGGGUGAGCAGCACAUUCUGUCGAUAAAAGAGCUUUCCGUCUCUACACGCAUGGCCAGUUAAUUGGCCAUUCUGGGAAAGCUUUGUCAAGCCAGUUCACCAAGCUGUCUCAUCUACUAGUCCCCAAGCCUUGUGAGGUGCUGCGCUGUGUGAGGCCGGGCCAUGCCUGAGCGGCAGGGGAGGCCCUGAGCGCCUGCAGGAAGCAGCAUGCAGGGCCCUGCCUUGCCUGCCACCGGCCUGGGGCUGCCUCCCGCGCACGCCGUGCCUCUCGUCUGCGGCUUCCUCUUGGCAACAGCUUUGGGCCAAAUGAAUUUCACAGGAGACCAGGUUCUUCGAGUCCUGGCCAAAGACGAGAAGGAGCUUUCGCUUCUUCGGGAUCUGGAGGGCCUGAAACCCCAAAAGGUGGACUUCUGGCGUGUCCCAGCCAGACCCAGCCUGCCCGUGGACAUGAGGGUUCCCUUUUCUGAACUGAAGGACAUCAAAGCUUACCUGGAGUCUCACGGCCUUGCCUAUGACAUCAUGAUUGAGGACAUCCAGGUCCUGCUGGAUGAGGAGAGAGAAGCCAUGGCAAAGUCCCGCCGGCUGGAGCGCAGCACGAGCAGCUUCAGUUACUCCUCUUACCACACCCUGGAGGAGAUAUAUAACUGGAUCGACAAUUUUGUCACUGAGCAUUCAGACAUCAUCUCAAAGAUUCACAUUGGCGACAGCUUUGAAAAUCGCUCCAUCCUUCUGCUGAAGUUCAGCACGGGAGGUUCUCGGCGUCCGGCCAUCUGGAUUGACACAGGAAUCCACUCCCGGGAGUGGAUCACCCAUGCCACAGGCAUCUGGACUGCCAAGAAGAUUGUCAGUGAAUACAGAAGAGAAGGUGUGCUGAUGGAGAUCCUGAAUGCCAUGGACAUCUUCAUAGAGCUUGUUGCCAACCCUGAUGGGUUUGCUUUUACCCACAGCAUGAACCGCUUGUGGCGGAAGAACAAGUCCACCAGCCCUGGCGUCUUCUGCAUUGGUGUGGAUCUCAACAGGAACUGGAAUUCAGGCUUUGGAGGAAAUGGUUCUAACAGCAACCCCUGCUCAGAGACUUACCGCGGGCCUUUUCCUCAGUCGGAGCCGGAGGUGGCUGCCACUGCGAACUUCAUCACCAGCCACGGGAACUUCAAGGCCCUGAUCUCCAUCCACAGCUACUCGCAGAUGCUCAUGUACCCUUACGGCCACACUCUGAAACCCGUCGCAAACCAGGAGGAGUUGUUUCAGCUUGCCGAGGGCGCAGUGAAGGCCCUGCAUGAAGUCCAUGGCAUCGAGUACAUGUUUGGUAGUAUCAGCACCACACUGUAUGUGGCCAGUGGAAUCACCGUGGACUGGGCUUACGACACAGGCAUCAAGUACGCCUUCAGCUUUGAGCUACGAGACACCGGGCGCUACGGCUUCCUGCUGCCGGCCUCACAGAUCAUCCCCACGGCCCAGGAGACGUGGCUGGCGCUCCUCACCAUCAUGGAGCACACUUGGACCCACCCCUACUAGCAACCCUGCCCAGCCCCGAGCAGGAGGGCUCCUCCUCCCCUCCUCCUCCUU